Planococcus citri (citrus mealybug) is the source of this 4403-nucleotide messenger RNA. RefSeq lists its product as uncharacterized. Gene Ontology annotation, biological process: microtubule cytoskeleton organization. Gene Ontology annotation, cellular component: cytoplasmic microtubule; cilium. The transcript has 19 exons. Lineage: Eukaryota; Metazoa; Arthropoda; Insecta; Hemiptera; Pseudococcidae. Bases 392 to 4378 code for a protein of 1328 amino acids. The record is from RefSeq and is a predicted model, not a curated record. Gene Ontology annotation, molecular function: microtubule binding.
GCCUUAUAGUAUAUUUAGAUGUGAGGACUACGAUAUUACGGGUACUUGCCAGUUUGACGGAAUUGUUCCUUAGUUACAGUGUUUUUCUUGUACCUACGCGUUUCGGUAGGGUUUUCUUUCUUUCUUUUUUUUUCCAGAGGGAGAAAGUGAUACGAGUUAAAUAUUCUAUCAGUGUAUGGUCGUGAAAUUCGUGUACUUUGAAUGGUGACGAGGUGAUUUAUGCGCGUUUUAAAAAUCAAGAUGGUUUAUUGAUUUCAUUUUCGUAUAAAAUGUGAUACCUAGUUCGAUUCGCGAUUACCUACCGGAAUUUAUUUUUAGAAAUAUACAUAACUCGAUGGGAGUCUCGAUUUGCACCAUAAAACACACCGAUCCAUAUUGAUCCUCUAUCAUAAUGGAAGUCUUGAAAACAGAUCCGGCAUCAAUUCGACCCCUAUCAGAUAAAACUUUCGAUACAGAAAUCGGCACAGAUGUCAUCCCAAACCUUCCGAGCUCCCCGUACGUGAAAAAGCCCACAGAAUCCAACAUCGACGACGCUUUCUCCAACGUAAUAGCCGGAUUAGCCGAUAAAAGUUGGGAAACUCGUAAUCAGACUUUAAUCGAGCUUCGGAAACUCAUCCCGGAGACGAAAAUCGAUCUGAAGUCUAAAAUCACCAAAGAAGUGCUACGUCUGGUGACUUUGAAUCUAUCCAAUGUGGUGCCUUACGUUCAUCAAAAUGCCCUAGAUGUUAUUUUGGCUUUCGUGGCGUACUCUUCUGAUGCGGAAAAUGUGCUCAGGAAUGUGAUCACUUUCGGGGUCGAUACGUCUACAGCUGAUGCCAACUUAUCUUUGAAUACUAUCCACGAUAUGCCCAUAAUUCUAAGAUCUCUGCAGCAACGUACCAGUUCGAAAAACGUCUCGCAUCAGUUGCUGGUCCAAUUGGUGACCUCUUUGUCCAAACGCAUGGUGCAGAUAACUCAUCAGAAACACGUGGUCGUCAGCUUGUUACGAAUCAAAGGUUUGAUAGGUGCUUCGAUGUUCGACCAUUUUCUAGAAACUUAUUAUCCUCAAGUGAAACGCGACUUCGACGUAUUAUGCAACGUCUACGAUACGGAUAUCUUCUCCGAGAUAUCCGAUCACGACCGGCAGCCGGAUCAGACAGCUUUGGAGUACGAAGAAGACUGCGAAGGUAACUCGGACGACGACGUAAUAAUGAAAGUUUACGACGAAGAUGGUAACGAGAUAAAACGCACAUCUUCCAGAAGAGUCACUUUUGGAGGAGAAAUAGUUAAAAUACGAACUCCAGAUAGUGACGCGACAGCCAUCAAUUGCAGUGUCAAAGAUAAGCUGGACAUUAGCGCCAAUAUACUCAUACAGCUGUCUAGUGAUGAAAGUUUGGACAGUGGUAAUGAAAGUAUAAAUGUCUCCACGACGAAUGAGACAAUCAAAUGUGAUAAGUCGAGGCCUCGAUCGAGCCACAUCCCGUUGCCAAUUCGACCAGCUCUGCAUAAACCAAAACCUCCUCUAACAGCUUUUCGCCAGCCAUCGAUAAGUCUUUUGAAUGGAUCCGCGAAGCAGAAAACUGAUUACGAGAUUUUGAACGAGAUACCAAACUACGAAGGCGAGUCGUUGACCAGCAGUUCUGAUAGCAGUGAUAGGGGUAGGACUGUUUUCGUGACGAAUGCGUCGCUUUCCAUGAGCGAUGAACAGAAAUACACUACUUUGAAGAAUAAUACGUUGAGUGAGCUGCACAAGUUGAAGAUUAACGAUCGAAUAGUGUUGGAAAAUUUAUUUAAUAAGGAUGAUUGGCGAUUCUUUGUCAGCGGGUUGGAAAGAUUGACGCAGAUUCUAAGCCAGACUCAGAUAAAUCAAGCUUUAACAUCUCCCAACGCUGAAACGACCGGAGUAUCUUUGCUGUGCUACAUUUUCAACGGAUUAACCGAGACUAAUAACAGUCGUGUGAUCACUAGUUCUCUGAGAGCUUUGCGAGUCCUGUGUCAGGUCAUCGAUGCAUCCAUCCUGGCUCUGAAUCUGGCAGCCAUUGUACCGAUAUUCUGUUCGUAUUUGAGCUGCGAGUACGAUACGGCUAUUCAGUUGGAAGCUGUUGAGACUUUGAAGAUGCUGAUGAGGAAGUUCUCGCCGCAAACGGUUGUCGAUUUCUUGUUCACCGAUCAGAGUUUCUUUUCGAAGAGUUCUAAGAUGAGAGAGAACUCUUUAUUGUGCUUGAUGUACGCUUUGUUGGCAUUCCCCAGCACCGAAUUCAACGUCAACGAGUUGGCUGAAACUUUAAUCAAACAAGGUAUCAAUGAACCGAAGCGAAGAGUAAGGCAAGCUUUGCUGGAUGCUUUGUCCAUCUUAGGUCAAUUCAUCCCAAGAUCUCAAUUCAGAAUUGAUAACGCUGACGAAGAAACUCUAGCUUUCAAGAAAGCCUUAAGAGCUAGAUUAACCAGACGUCAGCUACCGAGCAUAUCUUCGAGCGGACUCUUACUUUAUGCGUUCCAAAUCUCAUCCAAAACAGCUUUUGGUACCGAUAUCGAAUGGAUUCUAGCCGGACGCGGAUCGUUAUCUGAUAACUAUAAUAAAUCCAAAGCUAAAUUUAAUUACGCCCACGGUGACGAUAUUUCUCCUAUUCAAACACAGCAAAGCUGGAACCUGGACAGCGAUAAGGUACAUUCGGCUAAAGAAUGUGGCCAGCCUUCGGAGUAUAGUUCGUAUUACUCGCAAAAUAUCAUCAAUCGAGGGAAUUCCGAAGAAACAUUGUAUACCAACUCUAGAUUAUACGAUUUUGAUAGAAAUAACAGCUUUGAAAGAUACAGUGCUGAUUGGACAGAUGCCAGAUUUUCUUCGAAUUUCUUCGAAAAUCUACACCACAGAUACCCAUCAACUCUUUCUGAUACGUCAAGUUAUGCAUCUUCCUGCGCAUCAGAUCAAAAUUUCCCCAGAUUAGAUCCUGCAUACGAGUCGAAUUUAGUCUCAAUUGGCAGACCUGUUUCCGAAGAUAAAUUAGAUAGGUUAUCCAAUUACAAAAAAUCAACGAAACUUCCCGUUCGAUUAGAACCAACGAUUCGUUCGGUACCAAUACACUAUAGCUAUAAUACCGGAGGUUCUCUUCCAAUAUUGAACGAUAAAAAAGAGAAAACUACGUAUUUUCAUAGCUUCUAUCAAAAUCGACAAGAACCGGAUACUCAAUUAUCUUCAGAUAGCGAUAGUAAAAGUAGAUGGUCGAAGAACCGAGAGAAUAAUUACAAACAAUCAAAAUCUCAUAACGAGAGUAAUGGGAACGCCAAUCAAAUAAAAACAAAACAUAACGGCCAACCUUUAGAAAACAAUAACAUUCUGAACUCUGCCGGUUCGAAGCAUCAGAACAUCGACAGAACUAAAUUCAGGAGGAGGAAACCAAAACAGCCCGAAAAAUCGAAUAAAAAUGAAGAAAAACCUGGUAAAAAAAUCGAAACCAACGCUCAACAAACCACAACGAACGAAGAAGAAAAAGAAGAUCCAGAAGAUAAGUUAACGGAUCUCUUGAGCGAAGACCAGAAUAAAAACAUAUCCGAAGAAUCGAAACCUAAAAAUGGCUCAACUAACGACACCAGUAAUGAAAAAUCAAAAAAAUAUUUAGAAAGAAAAGUAGGCGUAAAAUUAAAACGUUCGUUGACCAAAGAGAUAAAAAUGCCUCAGAGCACAUUCAACAUAAAUCCCGAACAAUUGCCACCGUUUGAGAAUCCUAAAGAAGCCAUUAAUAAGAUUUUGGAUCAAUUCCAAAGCAACGAAUGGGAAACUGUGAUAGAAGCUUUACAAGGGGUGGUUCGACUGACUAGACACCAUAAUAAAUAUUUAGCUCCUUGUUUGCAUACGUUUGUGAUAGCAGUCGCUAAGGAAAUACGCAAUUUGAGAUCUCAAGUUGCCAGGGCAGCUUGCCUAUCAGCUGAGAAUAUUUUCAGAUGCUUUGAUAAAAUUUCCAACCAAGAUAUUGAGGAAUUAUCUCAAGUUUUAUUCUUAAGGACAGCCGAUACUAAUAAGUUUUUAAGAGAAGAUAGUAAUCGAGCAUUGGACGCUAUGGUCGAGAAUAUCAAAUUUUCAAAAUGUGCUGUAAUUUUAACGCAGAAAAUCAGCAGCCAUCCGAAUGCCUUGGUCAGGGCCACAACAGCCAGACUCAUGUGUAAGAUGGUCGAAUUAUACGGUCCUGCGAAGAUUCUAUCGCUGUCGAAAGAACGAAAAGAAGCCAUUUUAACAACAGCUGUUCGAUUUUUAAUGGAUGGUAAUUUACAAACGAGAAACCAUGGUAAAAAUAUUCUAUUAAUGUUGAACGAAGAUAAACGAACGUUUGAAAUACUCACAGAAAUUGUACCGACAAAUGUAAUGUCGACGGUUAAUAAAUUUUUACGUAAUGUUAAAAAGUGAUUUAGAAUAAAUUCUUAUUAAAUUA